Messenger RNA from Uloborus diversus, 2073 nucleotides. Its product is annotated as ankyrin repeat, PH and SEC7 domain containing protein secG-like. The transcript has 3 exons. The coding region runs from base 1 to 2073 and encodes 690 amino acids. The record is from RefSeq and is a predicted model, not a curated record. Gene Ontology annotation, molecular function: protein binding. NCBI's taxonomy places the organism in Eukaryota, Metazoa, Arthropoda, Arachnida, Araneae, Uloboridae.
AUGUCCUUCGAUUCGCUCGAGCUGCAAAGACUAAUUUAUGCCGUUGAAAGAGACAACCAAAACGAUGUUCGCCUCAUUCUGCAGAGAGAUCCAAAUCUAGUAAACGCAGUGCCUUCAAAUGGCUCACCGGCCUUACACCUGGCUGCCACGCUUGGAUAUACAGAGAUGGUAAUGUUGCUGCUUGCUGAAGGUGCCGACACCCGUCUCCGAACUGCAAAGCACGGAUUUCUGCCCGUCCACUUAGCACUCUUUUUCGAACACGAGGAUACAGCCGACAUUCUUGUGGACCGGGACAGCGAAAAUAACCUUGGCUCUUGGAGCUCAGGUCAUACGCCCUUACAUCUGGCUGCAGAGAAAGGUUACCUGGGAAUAAUGAAAAAGCUAUUGACUGCAGGGGCUGACAUCCGUGUCCAAUGUGAAAAUGGCGACACGCCACUCCACAGCGCUCUUACAGGAAGAAAAGAGGAAACAGCAGAAUUUCUGUGUGAGUUAGACAGCAAAAAUGAGAUUACGAAUGAGUUUGGGGAGACUCCCUUGCACCUUGCUGCAGGGAGCGGAAUGGUUAGAAUAACGCGAUUGUUGCUGGCUGCAGGGGCUGAUUUCCGAGCCCGAUGUAGAUUAGGUUACACGCCCCUUCACUGCGCCCUUUUGAGAAGAAUGAGGAACACGGCAGAAGUCCUUGCCGAUUUGGACACGGGAAAUGACCUUCCAGAUAACGAUGAAGAGGUCAUCUAUUCUCUGAAUUCACGAAAACGUGAAUUAAAAAUACGCAAAUAUCAAAUGUAUUCUUCUAUUCAUCCACAUAGAAAAGAUGAAUACGAAAAAUACUCAUUAUUGAUUGCUUUCAUGAAGCGAGACAUGGUCACUGUAGAAAAGAGAUCCAAAUCUAGUAAACGCAGUGCCUUCAAAUGGCUCACGGCCUUACACCUGGCUGCUACGCUUGGAUACACAGAGAUGGUAAUGUUGCUGCUUGCUGAAGGUGCCGACACCCGUCUGCGAACUGCAAACCACGGAUUUCUGCCCGUCCACUUAGCACUCUUUUUCGAACACGAGGAUACAGCCGACAUUCUUGUGGACCGGGACAGCGAAAAUAACCUUGGCUCUUGGAGUUCAGGUCAUACUCCCUUACAUCUGGCUGCAGAGAAAGGUUACCUGGGAAUAAUGAAAAAGCUUUUGGCUGCAGGGGCUGACAUCCGUGUCAAAUGUGAAAAUAGCGACACUCCACUCCACAGCGCUCUUACAGGAAGAAAAGAGGAAGCAGCAGAAUUUCUGUGUGAGUUAGACAGCAAAAAUGAGCUUACGAAUGAGUUUGGGGAGACUCCCUUGCACCUUGCUGCAGGGAGCGGAAUGGUUAGAAUAACGCGAUUGUUGCUGGCUGCAGGGGCUGAUUUCCGAGCCCGAUGUAAGUCAGGUUACACGCCUCUUCACUGCGCUCUUUUGAGAAGAAUGAGGAACACGGCAGAAGUCCUUGCCGAUUUGGACACGGGAAAUGACCUUCCAGAUAACGAUGAAGAGGUCAUCCAUUCUCUGAAUUCACGAAAACGUGAAUUAAAAAUACGCAAAUAUCAAAUGUAUUCUUCUAUGCAUCCACAUAAAAAAGAUGAAUACGAAAAAUACUCAUUAUUGAUUGCUUUCAUAAAGCGAGACAUGGUCACUGUAGAAAGUAUAAUUUCUUCAUUUGCCUUGAGAGACUGUGAGAUUAAUUUAAAAGAUUCAAAACUUUGCACACAGCGCAUGCAGUACUGCAAAGAAUUAUAUGCUGACUUUAAAGCCGUGAUCCAACGCAUGAAGAACACAAAACUAGACGGAACUACACUUUCCUAUUUUGAUCUCGCCAGGGCACCUGUGUGCAAAGUAGCUCUCUAUCUCCGUAACAAAAACGUCGGAAAGGCUUUACAUCCAGAAAAGUACCGGUGUUUUAAUCUCUAUCGCUGGCUAAUAUCCUCCAAAAUAGAAGAUGCUCAGGCGAGGAGGUUCCUUAAUGAUGAGUGCCUGAAGUACUUUGACACAAUUUUCAGUAACUUGCCUUCCCUCCCAAGAAUAAGUAUCGAUAUGAUUCUAGGAAAAGCAUAA